Molecule: messenger RNA, 2224 nt
Organism: Priapulus caudatus
Lineage: Eukaryota; Metazoa; Priapulida; Priapulimorpha; Priapulimorphida; Priapulidae
Product: activator of 90 kDa heat shock protein ATPase homolog 1-like
Exons: 9
Coding region: 35-1045 (336 amino acids)
Biological process (GO): protein folding; positive regulation of ATP-dependent activity
Cellular component (GO): cytosol
Molecular function (GO): ATPase activator activity; protein-folding chaperone binding
Source: RefSeq, a predicted model, not a curated record
AUUGGUGUAACUUUUCACAAGUUUGAUCUUUCACAUGCCAUUGUUUACAAAUUAUAGGACGGAAAAGAAUGCCACUGCCUGGUCAAAAGACAAAAUAACAUCGUUGUUUACAGAUAUGGAAAUACAGGAUGAUGCAUACAAAGUAAUCAUCAAAUCCAUUGACGAUAUUACUGGAGAAGCAUUCGCUAACAAUAGAAAGGGAAAACUAAUAUUUUUCUAUGAGUGGGAGAUCAAAUUGGAAUGGGAAGGAUGGUUAAGAAAGACACAAAAAGUGUGCAAAGGGACAAUUACAAUACCUAACCUAAGUGAGGAGCAUCAUGACCCAGAAGAAGUAGAUGUUGAUGUUUCACUAUCAGUAGAAGAUGAUGAAGGUUACAUGGUGAAGGAGUUUCUCAGAGUUGCUGGCGUUAAGGAAGUGAGAACCAAGAUCGCCAUAUAUAUUUCUGACCUUCAAAUAGAGUAUAGCAAAGGCUUACUUUUGCCCUCGAAAGAUGGCAAGUUGCCAGCAUUGGAGGUGAAGGGUGGAGGUAGGACGAUAGUCAGUGGAGCAAAGAAGCCUGAGGAGGAGGAUGAACAGACUAAGCGAGUGAGAGAGACGAAGGAGAAGCUGAAGAAUCUACAUUCAAAGUCAACAGAACAAUUCAGCAAGACAAGAGUCACUCUUAGCGAGACCUUCAAGUGCACUGCUGACGAACUUUAUGCUGCACUAGUCGUCCCAGAGCAAGUGAGGGCCUGGACAGGCAGUCCUGCUGAAAUUGAUGGACAGAGUGGAGGGAAGUUUUCCAUGUUUAGCGGAAAUGUCGAAGGCACCUUUUUAGACUUGCGACCCGGAAGUCAAAUUAUACAGCGCUGGAGGUUCAAAGAUUGGCCAGCGGGCCAUACCUCCAUGGUCACUAUCAACAUCCGGGAGACAAAUGACGGCACCAUAAUGGAUGUUUCACAGACUUCGAUACCCGCUGAUCAAUAUGAUAAGACAAAUGAUGGCUGGAAGAGGUACUACUUCCAAGCAAUCAAGGCAAGGAUGGGAUUUGGGUCUCUGUUAUGAUUUCCACAACUUCGUUUAUACUAUGUUGGCACACAAACUUGUAGAACCAUAUCUAGCCUCAGAGAGCUUUCUUCUAUACACAACAUAUGCUGUUAAUCUGUGUAUACUUACAUUAACAUAUUUGUUUCUAAAGUAAUGAGUUUGAAUAAUAAAAAGUAAAUAAUGAUCAAUAAAGGAAGUGUAAACAUUAAAAAUUUUACAAGCCUCAAAAUCUUUAGUGUCUAUAACUAUAAAAAUGAUGCUAGCAUGCAUUCAGGUUUGGUGCUUGACUGCACAAUUAAAGUGGGAAGGUUCCUUUAAAUUCUAUUUAACUUAAAGAAGUUUGUCAAUUAUGGCAAACACGUGCUGCAGUCAAUUGGCAAUGUUACAUCAUUAGAAUCACAGCACGAAUUCCGUUCCAAGUGUGUAGUCAAGACAGUUUCAUUCAGGCUCUAAGAGGGGUAAAGAGCCAUCGAUUGACUGUAUUUGCAAUAUUAAUAUGCAAAAUGGUAUUGCUGUUUAAUCAUGCUGAUAAUCCUUGACAUAGAUACUGUUACCAGGUAGAGUAUCAAAGUAAUAAGUGUGUUAUGCAAGGUUGUUAACUAUAUGCUGCUGCCGUUUUAUUCAGAUGACAUGGAUUUCUGGUUCCCCUCCCCUAUAUAACGUACUUUGUGUGUAAGUUUACAGAAGACAUCUACCCUUCUUUCUCAUGUCAUUAUCAGUACUUAAUCUAUAUUGUUAUGAACUUUAACUCUUAAGCAGUUUAUUUAUUUCACGAUGUAAUGGGAAUUAAAUGUGUGGCGUUCUAAUUUUUGAACAAAACAAUUGUUAAAAUUGAGUUUUGUCUACUUGAAGAUAAAUCUUUACAUGCGUAGGCUACUAAAAUUACAGGCUGUGCUAAAAUUAUCAUAAUUAAAAUUCCUAGGGAGAUCUAUAGAAUUUGAAAUCUGUAUAUGCACAAUGCAGUCGUAGGCUCUUUCCUUGCCUUGAUUUGUGUUUAGAUAUAGUAUAUAAUGUUGUUUUUACAUUAUGUAUGAUGAAUAUCGCCUGACGUGUGAACAGUCGUUCCAUAAUUUACAAGAUGAACCCAACUUAGGUACUUCUACUGCUGUCUCAACAUAUACAACACCAUUUUUAUUUAGAAGUCACAAGGACAUUAUAUUCUUGUCAGUUACUAAUAUUAAAAUAUUUGCAGAACAA